Molecule: messenger RNA, 918 nt
Organism: Anthostomella pinea
Lineage: Eukaryota; Fungi; Ascomycota; Sordariomycetes; Xylariales; Xylariaceae
Source: the annotation of a GenBank genome assembly
AUGGUACUACCCCGGCGCAUACUCUGCGCGCGCACGACGCUCGGCGCGCCCCUACGAACGCUAUCGCGCCCAUACUCCUCCUCGAGCUCCCGAGUCCCCCUCGUCUUCGACCACCACGAACCCCCGAAAUCCGACCGUCACAGACAGGAUGCGCCCAUCAUAUUCAUGCACGGGCUGUUCGGGUCCAAGAAGAACAACCGGAGCGUGAGCAAAGUCCUGGCGCGCGAUCUGAAGAGACAUGUCUACGCCGUUGACCUGCGCAACCACGGCGAGUCCCCGCACGCGCCGCGACACGACUACACGGCCAUGGCCGAAGACGUAGCAGCCUUCAUCAGCGAGCACGGGCUGAAGCAGCCGACGCUGAUCGGCCACUCGAUGGGAGCCAAGACGGCCAUGACGCUGGGCCUCAGCGAGCCAAACCUGAUCAGCGACCUCGUCUCCGUCGACAACGCGCCCGUCGACGCCACGCUCAGCACCGACUUCGCCAAGUACGUCCGCGGCAUGAAGCGCAUCGAGGAGGCCGGCGUGACGCGACAGGCCGAGGCCGACAAGAUACUGCAGGAGUACGAGAAGGAGCUCCCGAUCCGGCAGUUCAUCCUGGGCAACCUCCACCGCGUCGCGAGCGCAGACGGACAGACGACGCAGAAGUUCCGCAUCCCGCUGGACGUGCUGGCCCGGUCGCUCGACUACAUGGGCGACUUCCCGUUCAAGAACCCGGAACAGACACGCUUCGAGAAGCCGGCGCUGUUCGUGCGCGGCACGCGCAGCCGCUACGUGGCCGACGAGGCCGUCCCGCUCAUCGGCCGCUUCUUCCCGCGCUUCCAGCUGGUUGAUAUUGACGCCGGCCACUGGCUCAUCUCGGAGAAGCCCGAGGAAUUCUUGAGAGCUGUGAUCGAGUUCCUUACGCCGAAAGAGUAA